AUCCAACUCAGCGGAGCACCUCUCGCCCUCUGGGGACCAGAAGUGACCAUCGCAUCAGAGUUCGCAGCAGCAACUCUCAGUAGGAGCGCGCUGGUGAUGUGACCGCCGGCUGCGCCACAGCGGCGCUUUUACGCACCAUGGAUGCGCUUCUGCAUGAUCUGGAUGGCUGCGUCCACAACGUGUCCGGGACCAGCUCGACUCCUGGAAACGCGAAUCAUACGUCGAACAGCACCGUGAACCCGCUGAAACGCAAUGAAGAAGUCGCCAAAGUGGAGGUGGCGGUCCUGGUUCUGGUGCUGCUGCUGGCUCUGACCGGGAACCUGUGCGUCCUAAAGGCGGUUCACUCCACCAAACACAGCCAGUCCCGGAUGUAUUACUUCAUGAAGCACCUGAGCAUCGCGGACCUCGUGGUUGCGGUGUUCCAGGUUCUUCCGCAACUCAUCUGGGACAUCACGUUUCGCUUCUAUGGACCGGAUCUGUUGUGCAGGCUGGUGAAAUACGCGCAGGUUGUCGGCAUGUUUGCGUCCACCUACAUGCUGGUCCUGAUGUCCGUCGACAGGUGUAUCGCGAUCUGCCAGCCUCUCUGGUCCAUCCACCGGAGGAAGGAGCGCGCGUGCGUCAUCGCCUCCUGGGUGCUCAGCUUGGUCUUCAGCAUCCCUCAGAUGUACAUCUUCUCUCUGAGAGAGAUUGGGAACGGCGUGCAGGACUGCUGGGCUGACUUUGUGCAUCCGUGGGGAGGCAAAGUCUACAUCACGUGGAUGACCCUCAGCAUUUACAUCCUGCCAGUGGCGGUUCUCAGCGUCUGCUACGGCCUGAUAAGUUUUAAAAUAUGGCAGAAUCUGAAUGUGAAGACCCGAAAAGAAGCCAUUGUUGCUCUGACCCCGAGAGCGUCCAAAACUGCCACCCACCUCUGCCGCGUAAGUAGCGUCAGACUCAUUUCCAAAGCCAAAAUCCGGACGGUGAAGAUGACUUUUGUGGUGGUCCUUGCCUAUGUAGUCUGUUGGACCCCCUUUUUCUUUGUCCAAAUGUGGUCUGCCUGGGAUCCUGCUGCCCCACGAGAAGAAGCAGCAUUCAUCAUCGCCAUGUUGCUGGCCUGCCUCAACAGCUGCUGCAACCCCUGGAUCUACAUGUUCUUCGCAGGCCACCUCUUCAAGGACUUGUUGCAGGGCUUCUUCUGCUGCUGUCAGCACUACUGGACGGCGCCCCCCUGCCAGUGCGAGCGGCAGUGCAGCCACAAGAGCAGCUGCUCGACUUAUGUCAUCAGGAACACCGGCAGCCACAGGAGCGUCUCUCACACUUCCAGCACAUGAGGACCAGCAGCUGGAUCACAUUCAGAAGGACGCUUCCCUCCAGUUCUCUUAGUGGGCUCAGUGUGUUCUUUCAGAUGUUUAGAAUAGAGAACAGUGUGUGCACACGAUGGAAGACAGACCGUGACAUCAGACACCACCAGAAGUGAACCCACAGUUCUCCGAAUGGCUGGACUGAAUUACAGGUUUCUGGUGACAAUAGAUUUUUUUCUUCCAAUAAAGCUGUUAUUUUUUUGGUUUGAUUAUACUCCACAGUGCACAAGAACAACUUUCAUAUACUAUAUAAAACGUUUGCAGAGACUCACAAAAUCAACUCUUUGUAAUUCAGUAUGUGCAGAGUUCUUGACAAUCUAUGAAUAAUUAUAUGUAAAAUUCAUUUUUUUUGAGGGGCAAGUGUCAUCAGAGAUCGACAAGAGAGCUCAAUUUUUCCCAAUAGAUUUUCCUGUUUGAUGCCUGUUCUAUUUGGAUCAAAUUGAUUCUUUCAGACAAGCUUCAGCUUUGAGUGUAAAGCGUCUAGAUCUGCACCUGAGGAGAUGUCUCUGGUCUUACGUGCGGCCUAAAGACCCAUCUAUGCUCCCUUUAUGAGCGACAUUGUAUCCCUCUCUUUCAAAUGGUUACCGUCGUUGAUCACAUGCUUCUGUCCUUUCUUUUCGUUGGUGUUGCUGUUCACCAAUUUAUCCACCAGGGGGAGCAGCUCAGAGUGAAACUUUUAUGACAACAACAAACUCCAAAAUAAACAUGCCGACUGUGGAAGAAGUAUUGAACACGCAGUUCUUGCACAGAAGAGGGAAAUGGAGGCAGCGUUGUAGGAGGCCGUGGUCGGAGAGGCUGUUAAAUAUAUCGCCACUGGAGGAUGGAGAAUUUCCGUCAUUGUAAUGUCUUCUUCAUGUCUCAUUAGAGCGACAUAUCGGGUAGUAACAGCUACACUGCCCCCCACGGUUUCCGGUGGUACUGCAGAAAUAUGGAGGAAAUGAAGGCAGAGCUCC
Molecule: messenger RNA, 2293 nt
Organism: Synchiropus splendidus (mandarinfish)
Lineage: Eukaryota; Metazoa; Chordata; Actinopteri; Syngnathiformes; Callionymidae
Gene: oxtrb
Product: oxytocin receptor b
Exons: 3
Coding region: 138-1310 (390 amino acids)
Biological process (GO): maternal process involved in parturition; female pregnancy; positive regulation of vasoconstriction
Cellular component (GO): membrane
Molecular function (GO): oxytocin receptor activity; vasopressin receptor activity; peptide binding
Source: RefSeq, a predicted model, not a curated record